CGGAGUGGUGCGUCGCGAUAUUUAUUCCGAUCAAUGUUUUUGUUAUGAUAAAGCUCGUAAUAAACAUUAUUUAGAGAUCUCUUAUCGACAAGGUUAUACCCAUACAGCGGAUUAUUCUUUACUGCAGCUGCGUGGAACAAUUGGGCAAUAAAACCGCACGCGAUUCGCCAAUUGUUGUCGAAAUUCGCGAAAUAGAAUUGGACAGAAAUAAUAGAUUGUUCAGUGCUAAAAAUGUGAAGAAAUGCGCGUGUGUGUAUUUUUGUGCUCAAUUUUGUGAUGUGAACCGAUGUGUCCUUUAGUUGCCCGUACUGUAGUGCGUGUUGUUUUCGUUUUGUGAUCUAUUUGGGAAGUGCAAAAUGGGCACGACGGGAGUCACUUUGGCGGACUUGCCAAAUAUAUUUAUUAUGAUCGGGGCCCUCGUUGCCUUCUUUAUGAUGCUAGUCAUACUCCUGAGGAACAUGGAGUUUAUAGGAAUAGUGGGGGAGGGUCGAGAAGACACAUGGCCGCGGACUAUGCAGCCACCCCGACUUCUCAUGCAACGGGUCCACAUACCGUUCACAUUCAAACUGCAGGAGAAUCAACCUAUCGCAUACAACAGUGUGAGGUCCUGCGUGUCUUCAACAGUCCGUUACUGGCACGCCAGCUGGUGGGGAGCGCCCGUCGGGGACCUACAUCAGACAUUGUGGGGCACGUUGCCAGAAAUCCUUGCAUCAAGGCAUUUAAACUUCACCAGAAGUAAUUCGCACGAUGAGAAAGAGUUAAAACUUUCGUCGGAGCCGCUUCAGCUGGGGCCGCCGCCUCGAACCUGCUACCCACUCGUGGUGAUUCUGGCACGCGACCAGCGGGACACGGCCGAGCUGAGGCCUGACGAUACGGUGGCGUUAAUAAGCGUGGUUCACAUACAAGACGAGCAGUGUCGGCUGCCCAGCGGCAUCAUCGCGCAGUAUCUCAAGCAGGCCAAUGGACACUUGUCCUGUUUGAAGCAACUGUACGUGACGGGCGAAGCGGGCGAGCCGUGCGACACCGGCGAGAUGAGCGAGGCGGGCGGGUACGCGCGGGGCGAAGCCCUAUGCUGCGUGUGCGCAUCUGCGCCGCUGUCACGGGCGCUGCUGCCGUGCCGCCACGCGUGCCUAUGCGCACGAUGCUUACCGAAACUCGACAAGUGCCCAAUCUGCAGAAGUGUGAUCACCAGCUACUUCUGCAUCCGAAACGAAGAAGAGCCCAUGGAGCUGAAACAGCAGUUCCCGCUGAACCGCCGUCUUUUGAACCUGUUCCACUACCACUAGCAGGGAGGCAGACGUUUUAAUGGAAUCUACAAAGGGGUCGUCCAUUAAUCGUGUAAUGUUUUGACCCACCCUUUUUUACAGAGACGAAUACCACUUCAUUGGGGGGAAACGGAGUGGUUAUGUGGGGCUUACAACAAAUACUGCAUAUUCCUUAAUGGACGUAUGGGUAGUACCAGAUCGCGCUAAACCCCUCUGCCCUAAUGAUAAAUGGCGAGACUCCCCGCUCCCAAAUCACAUUUGCUUUGGUACAAAGUAUCUUAAAUUCACACGUGUCACUGGCGGCUUUUCGGUUUAGAAAUCAUGCGUUACACAAAAUGUAGAUAAAAUAAAAACACAUUUUAUCUCACUCUGUGAUUCUCCCCCUUACGGGGAUUCGAGGCAUAUGUAAUAAAAGGGCAAUCCCUAGCCGCGGGCAUUACCUUGCUGAUUUCAAGAGCUGUUUUUCGGUGGGGAAUCGUGCGCUCCCAACCUUCCUUCCACCUGUGAUAUUUUGAGAUUUAUCUGAACCCUUGUGGGUCUUGUGCCCCCUACACGAGUCACACGUGAUAAAUGGGCAGUCCCAAGCUGCUGACAUAGCCUUGCUGAUUUCACGGUCUGCUUUUCAGUUUAUUAAUCGCGCGUGGUAAAUGCACAUUGUAUCUCUCCCCCUUCCAGCCUUGCUGAUUUCAAGCCGAAGUUUUCAGAUUGAGAACUAGAUGUGACGUCACUGACUAACCUCAAACACCGGCGGCUCUGGUGCGUACACUACUUUAAAGACAAAGAUACAGUGUUAUAAAAUCAUAUCCUGUCCUAAAAGUCUAUAAUAGGCGAUUGCUGGGCAGACUGUGCUGUGAAUUCAGUAGAUAGUAGUAGUGCACGGAGAAUGCUGCUGCCCGUAUUGAGUUAUAUUCCCUUAGUCGCCUCGUACGAAAACCGCGGGAAGAGAAGGGGUGGUGACAACUGUAUUCUGAACUGCCGUCGCCACACAUCAAUAUUAAAGUUAUAAAAUAACUAUCAAAAUUUGAUGUUACCACGUGAAAGAAAUUUAAUCUAAUUACCUGAUAAAAUUGUUGAACCACUUUUAGCACAUCGGGUUAAACUUUUCAAUGAUUACUGAUUCAUCUCUCAAAGAGAAUAACUAUAUGAGUUUAUUUCUUGAAUGCACGUUUUUGAAAAACAUUUGUUACAUGAUUUAAAAAUAGGUGCGUUCAAUGAAAAACUCAUUUAAAAUACAUUUUGCAUUAUCUGUGAACGUUUCCUAGUUUGACUCUACACAUUGUAAUUUUCUGUCGACAUUAAACUUUUUUUUCUUUAUUUAUUAAGCAACAUUAUCCGAUCCGAUAAGAUUUUAAAUCAUUAUUCGGUAGGAAGCUAUAUUCCAAUAGCAGCACUGUCACUAGAAGAUCGAAUCUAGCUGGACUGAAAGGUUCUCCCAACAGGUUUGCCCAUAAUCACCACGCUGGGCAGAAGUGUUGGUGAUCGCGGUGGAUGGUAGCAGCAUGGAGGACGCCGCUGCCCGUUCCCCGUUAUAUUCCCUAAGUCGCCUCGUACGACGAGGGUUGGUGACACCUGUAUUCUGAUCUGCCGUCACCACACUGCACUACCCCUUAUCCAAUUAAGUUGUUAUUGCGGAAACAUUUCUUUAUAGUGUUUUAUUUUUCUGUAGCAUAUGAACAAAAAUAAAUAUAGAGACUACCCUUUUGCUAGUCUUCAUUGCUUUUAAUUUUAGGUCGUUUCAUAUUAUUUUUAAUAAAAAAAAA
Molecule: messenger RNA, 3025 nt
Organism: Pararge aegeria (speckled wood butterfly)
Lineage: Eukaryota; Metazoa; Arthropoda; Insecta; Lepidoptera; Nymphalidae
Product: cell growth regulator with RING finger domain protein 1-like
Exons: 7
Coding region: 357-1286 (309 amino acids)
Biological process (GO): negative regulation of cell growth
Source: RefSeq, a predicted model, not a curated record